AUGAAGAUGCUAUCCACGCUCAUGUCGACGACGCUUCUGCUCGGUGGCAGCAGCGUCGUCUCUGCUAUUGAUGUGGAUUUGACAAGUGCAAGUUCGAUUAAAAGUACAGCGGCAACGAUCGCAUACGAUAUGAUGCUCUACUAUGCGGGGAACAAGACGGGCGGAAUCAUCGGUGUAUUGCCUGGACCUCCUCCCAAUCCUUCAUGGGGAUAUUACUGGUGGGAAUCUGGUGCAAUGUGGGGGACUUUGAUUGAUUACUGGCACUAUACAGGCGAUACCAGCUAUAACGACGUGGUUUCCAAGGGAAUCCAGGCGCAGGUGGGGGAGAAUCAAGAUAUGAUGCCGUCGAACUGGAGUCAGUCUAUGGGAAAUGAUGAUCAAGGCUUUUGGGGCAUGACGGCCAUGUUGGCUGCCGAGUUGAAGUUUCCUGAUCCCCCUGCAGGCGAGCCGGGAUGGUUGGCUCUUGCUCAGGCUGUGUUCAAUACACAAGCUGUUCGUGGGGAUGAUAAAUGUGGUGGAGGAUUACGGUGGCAAGUGUUCCCGUAUCUCACUGGAUAUGAUUACAAGAACACCAUCGCAAACGGCUGUUUCUUCAACAUCGCUGCUCGAUUAGCAAGAUACACUGGCAAUUCGACGUACUACGAUAAUGCAAUACGUACCUUUGACUGGGUUACGAAUGUGGGCUUGAUUGACGCAGAGUACAACGUAUAUGAUGGAGCUCACAUCGAAUCGAAUUGCACGGAUAUCAACAAGGUCGAAUUCUCCUACAAUGUAGCAGUGUGGCUACUGGGAGCUGCAAACAUGUACAACUACACUAACGGCAGCGCCAUUUGGAAAACUCGUGUCGACGGCCUGCUCAACACAACCCUAACAACCUUCUUCCCCGAUGGAAUCGCCUAUGAACAAGCUUGCGAGGCAAAGCUAAGCUGCACCACCGACAUGUUUUCCUUCAAAGCCUACCUUCACCGCUGGCUCGCCUCGACCACCCAAAUGGCACCCUAUACCUAUGAUCUCAUCAUGCCCAAACUCAAAACCUCAGCCGCCGCAGCAGCACUACAAUGCUCCGGUGGAUCCAACGGCCGAGCGUGUGGAUUAUCCUGGAGUAAAGGAAGCGCUUGGGACGGGACGGCAGGCGUGGGUCAACAGAUGGCGGCUAUGAGUGCUAUAUUCGUAAAUCUGCUACCACUAGAGAGCGUCCAACCUUCAGUAACGAACAUGACUGGUGGGACGAGUAGCGGCAACAGUGAUGCGGGCAGUCACAGUAGUACCAAUCCGACAGCCGUCAAACCGGCUACUGGGGGUGAUAAAGCGGGUGCGGGAAUCGUCACUGCGAUUGUGUUAGUAGGUGCUACUGGGAUGUUUGGAUGGAUGAGCAUUUGA
Messenger RNA from Lachnellula hyalina, 1380 nucleotides. RefSeq names its product Mannan endo-1,6-alpha-mannosidase. The record is from RefSeq and is a predicted model, not a curated record. NCBI's taxonomy places the organism in Eukaryota, Fungi, Ascomycota, Leotiomycetes, Helotiales, Lachnaceae. The transcript has 5 exons. Bases 1 to 1380 code for a protein of 459 amino acids. Gene Ontology annotation, biological process: fungal-type cell wall biogenesis; carbohydrate catabolic process. Gene Ontology annotation, molecular function: mannan endo-1,6-alpha-mannosidase activity.